UCCUUCAUUUUCAUAAUUUCGAUUCAUUCAAAUUUUGUUACUAAUUGCCGGUGCUCCUCGUGCAAUAAGUUUCCAGAAAGUCUUAUUAUUAUUUAUUGCAUAUUACUGGCGUGCUACUAAUAAACGUUAUUUUACUAAAACUAUAACUAUAUUAAUAAGAAUUUCAAAAAUACAAUAAUGACAGUGGAUGAAGGAAUUGAUAUAACCAAGGAUGGCGAUCGUGGAGUUCUUAAGCGAAUUAUCACCGAGGGCGAAGGAUCAGACACUCCUAGCGCCGGCUGCCAGGUCACUGUACACUACACUGGAACGCUGUUAGAUGGCACAAAAUUCGAUUCAAGCAAAGAUAGAAAUGAGCCGUUCGAUUUUUUUCUGGGGAAAGAUUCCGUGAUAAAGGCAUGGGAAAUUGGCGUGGCGACGAUGAAGAAGGGGGAGGUUUGUGUAUUGACCUGCGCCCCGGAGUAUGCAUAUGGCGCGACUGGCAGUUCUCCUAAAAUACCACCAAAUGCAACGUUGCAAUUUGAGAUCGAAAUGAUCGAUUGGAAGGCGGAAGAUUUAAGUCCAAAUAAGAACAAAGGUAUCCUUCGGCACAUCAUCGAACAGGGUUCCGGUUUCGACAACCCCAAUGACGGAGCUCAAGUCACAGUGGAACUCGAAGGCAAGCUUCAAGACGGCAAAGUAUUUGACACGCGCACCGUAUCGUUCGGCCUCGGCGAAGGCAGCGAAAGCAACAUUUGUGAAGGCAUCGAGAGAGCGUUAGAAAAGUUCACACUCGGUGAAAAAUCCCGACUAACCUUGCAACCUAAAUAUGCGUUUAAAACGGAGGGGAAUACUGAAAUGGGCGUGCCUCCCAACUCGGUGGUAGAUUACACCGUGAAGCUUGUGAGCUUCGAGAAGGCCAAGGAGCCGUGGUCGAUGGAUGCCGAAGAGAAGUUGCAGCAGUCUAACAUAUGGAAAGAGAAAGGGACGGACUAUUUCAAAGCUAGCAAGUUCCAGCUCGCUAUUAAGAAGUAUAAAAAAGUUGUGACAAUGCUGGGAGACCUGCCUGAAGAUGCAAACGAAGCAGAAGAGCACAAAGAGCAAGCUAAACAGUUGCUGCUAUCUACUCACUUGAACCUAGCUCUGGUGUACCUCAAGGUGACUCCGGCCCACCACUACAAAGCUCGUGAACACGCAGCCAAGGCCCUCAAACUCGAACCGCAAAACGUGAAGGGCCUGUUCCGGCUCGGACAAGCGCUCCUGGGUCUGGGAGAAGUAGACCAGGCCCUGCAGAACUUCCAGAACGUUAUCGAACUUGAGCCGCAGAACAAGGCGGCGGCGAACCAGGUGAUCGUGUGCCGAAACGCGAUCGCGCUGCAGAAGAAGCGCGAGAUGCAGCUGUACGCCAACAUGUUCGAUAAGUUCGCCAUCAGAGACGCGCAGGCGGAGAAACAAAGAGCUAAGGCGGAGAUCGAUGUCAUCGGCGAGAAAGUAGGCGAGUGGGGAAAGGGGGAAGGCGAGUGGACCGACGAGCAGAGAGACAGGAAACCUACGGAGUUUGAAAAGGAGAAUCCUAACAUUCUCUUGUUGGAUAAGGAUGGACAGUUUGAGAACAUGUGAUCUUCUGUAUCGUAAAUGUACCAAUCAAACAGAUUUGCUUAAGUGUGUUUAGUGGAAAUCAUUCAAAUGUGAAAACUGCAUUAAUUUACUGCUAUUUCGACUUUGUGCUUAAUUAUUUAGUAAAACUUAUAAUGUACAUUAGCCUGUUUGUAACGAUUUGCAUUUUAAAACACAAUAUGAUUCAUGAAUUUGUCUUAAAUUUAAUAGAGCACAUAAUAAAAUAUAAAUGUUGCCACCUCACACUGAAUUCCAAUUAACGAAUGCAGUUUUCACAAUGUUUAAAGCAUAAUCUUAUUAAUAUAUGUAUGUAUGUACGUAUAUGAAAUGUAUGUGUUUAUUUAAAUGUAACCAGAGUUCACGAUAAACAAUACAUUUACAUAUUCAAAAUGCAAAUCUCGUUUGGUCAAGUACCUCACGCAGUUGAAGUCUAGAUCUCCGCACCAAAAUGUAAUUUACGAUGUAAGUUAAUUUGUUUCUACAAUAUUUGUAGGUGUGUAAUAUUAUAGCGUGACUGGAUCUACUGUGGAAUAUUGAAUUAAUUUCAAGGUAUUUCCCAGUCAUUUCGUUUUAAUUGGGGAUUAAGGGACCCUUAGUUACUGUAUUUAAGAAACGAUUCGUUUUGCUUACGAGGCGAAAUUCAGAAGCAGCAAUUGGUAUGUUUCUUAAAGAUCAAAAGCCCUUAAGUAAUAGAUAGCAGGGCGAAUUUAUGAAGACGGAUACUAGUGUUUAAAUAAAAUAAAGUCAAUUAGACUGUUCUACUAUCAGUAACGAAAACGAAUCGUUUUUUAAAUACGGAUCUGUAAUGAAAUUGAUAGAUACAUGUGUGUAGAUUCCAUUAAUGUAUUUUAAUAUACCGGUUCCUGGUUUUAAAUCUUACCUGAUUAGUUUAUAUCAAACGCUAAAAUAGUUUAUAGAUCUUUAUGUAAAUUCUGUUAUUGAUUAUGAAGCUUCUGUUGUCUUUUUAGCAAAGUUUGAAUAAAUUUCAAUACUUAAUUCUUCUCUUAUAACUAUAAACUUUUUGUCAGGUACUUCGAGGUGUAGUAAUUUGUAUAUAACUCUGUACAACAUAGUUUUGCUCUUCUGUAUGUGGAACAAUGAAUUUACAAAUAAACUGUUAUGAGGA
Messenger RNA from Vanessa tameamea, 2719 nucleotides. It is a transcript of the gene Fkbp59, whose product is annotated as FK506-binding protein 59. The coding region runs from base 178 to 1596 and encodes 472 amino acids. The transcript has 7 exons. The record is from RefSeq and is a predicted model, not a curated record. Gene Ontology annotation, molecular function: peptidyl-prolyl cis-trans isomerase activity; protein binding. Lineage: Eukaryota; Metazoa; Arthropoda; Insecta; Lepidoptera; Nymphalidae.